Cercopithifilaria johnstoni is the source of this 312-nucleotide messenger RNA. The record is from the annotation of a GenBank genome assembly. NCBI's taxonomy places the organism in Eukaryota, Metazoa, Nematoda, Chromadorea, Rhabditida, Onchocercidae.
AUGCUACUGGUACUCCUAGUAUUAACUCCUAGCUACUGGUACUACUGGUACUGUUGGUACUACUGUACUAGUACUACUGGUACCAGUAGUACUAGCACUGGUACUACCGAUACUAUUAGUACUAGUACUACCGGUACUAUUAGGACUAGUACUACCGAUAUUACUAGUACUACUACUAGUACUACUGGUACUGCUAGUACUAAUACUACUAAUACUAGUAGUACCAUUACUGACACUACUACUGGUACUACUAGUACUACAACUACUAGUAUUACUAAUAAUUACUAUUACUAUUACUAUUAUGAAAUUUGA